CAAAUUUUGUUUAUAGUUGAGCCCCUGCGUGGUUUUCGAUUUAUUUUUAGAACAAUCCUUUCCGCACAUUCUGAAUCUUCCAAUUUUCCUGAUACUACCUGACAAACGAGAGAUUUCUUUUUGGAAAAAAUUUCAAUUAUCUUCUUCGUCAAUUCUCGUGUCAGGUUUGUAUCUGGAUUCCGAAUGGGGCAGCAGGCGUCCAAAGAUGAGGUCGUGUAUCAGCGCGCCGGCAAUGGCGAUAUUGAAGGAAUCAAAGCCCUUGCUGCAGAAGGUGCAACUCUCGAGUGGGUUGACAGGGAAGGAAAGACCCCCUUGAUCGUUGCCUGUUUGAAUCCCGAGCUCUACAACGUGGCGAAAACGUUACUAGAACUUGGCGCUAAUGUCAAUGCGUUUGGACCAGGCCGUAAUGGUGGGACGCCGUUACACCAUGCUGCUAGAAGAGGCUUGGAAAACACUGUUAAAUUACUUCUUUCUUACAGAGCAAAUACUUUGAUAAUUAACGAUGCUUGUCAAACUCCAUUGGAAGUUGCGAGAGAAGCAAGGCACAAGAAUGUUGUUCGUGCCAUUGAGAAUCAUAUGAGUCUGUUCUCUGGUUGGAUGCGGGAAUUUUAUGGGCCGGAGUUUCUCGAAGUACUAGCUCCUCAUCUCCUUUCGAGAAAAGUUUGGGUAGUCGUUUUACAUUGUGGCUCUCGAAAUCAUAUGAAGCCUAAUAAGUUGGAGCUUGCCAUAUAUAGUAGCUUGCAGGAUGCUCAACCACGUGCAAUUAUUCCAUUGUGGAAAUCAUAUUUAGAAGAACAUAAGAUACAGGAAGCUGACCCGUCUGUUGUUAUUGUCGACAACUCUCCAAACUUAGUUUCAAAAGGAAGGAGGCGAAGACGGAGUUGUCACACUUCCUGGGAGACCAGAAGUCGAUUUCGAAAAUCAAAGACAAUACGUCUUCGACUUGCACCUGCCAAUGAGUAUGACAGACAACAACUUCAAUGGUUUUGUGAUGCUUGCAAAGGAAUUCCUCAGCCAAAGGUGGUGCAGCCUACAAUUUGGCAUAAUCACCAGAGCCCGAUCAACAUUGCGACUGUACCGGCCGGUGUGGAAGAUCCGGAGCUUGCAAUGGCCAUAAAUGCCUCCAUUCAGUCAGCUGCGCAGGAAGGAGCACGGCUUCAUACUCCCCACUCAUGUUCUGAGGUAGGUUCCUCCAGUAGUAGCCAGCUACCCCCACAUGUGCCUCCGCAAACAGGUACCGACAAAUGGACAGCUCAUGAAGCUAGCCACGGUUACAAUCCAAGCCAUCACGCCGAGACGCUGAACAACACGGUCCUUGUCACCCAGAUGACACACCCUCCAAAUGCAGUCCCCUCAGCUCCACCAGGUGCAACCAGACUUUUCGAGGCUGGCACCAGUACAGUCGACUACCCGUUAGUCAAUUCUCAUCCCGUAGAUGACGUACCAUAUUCAUUCACUGAGAAUCAAAUGAAUCAAAGCAGUGGCAGCUCGUCGUGUGUGAUAUGUUUGGAUGCCCCAGUGGAGGGAGCAUGCGUGCCCUGUGGCCAUAUGGCUGGAUGUAUGUCUUGUCUGAAUGAGGUCAAGGCCAAGAACUGGGGCUGCCCAGUUUGUCGCACCAAGAUUAAUCAAGUCAUAAAGUUGUAUGCAGUUUGAGCCCACAAAUCAAACAGGUGAAAAUCCUUCCACUGUACGAUAGAUGUCUGAGAUGAAAACUUCUGAAGUAUAGAUGUAAAUUCCUCUAAACGAAACUGGCAGAUUGUUAUUCUUCCAACAAAAAAAAAAGUGUGGUAAUAUAUUGUGAGUUAUUUGGCUAAUGAGUUAGAUUUGUGUAACACAGUUGAACAUAUAUUUUGUAUAUAAAUUUGUUUAUUUCAAAUUAUGAGUGUUCAGUUCAAUCAAA
This is a messenger RNA of Momordica charantia (bitter melon), 1900 nucleotides long. RefSeq names its product putative E3 ubiquitin-protein ligase XBAT35. Gene Ontology annotation, molecular function: protein binding. The record is from RefSeq and is a predicted model, not a curated record. NCBI's taxonomy places the organism in Eukaryota, Viridiplantae, Streptophyta, Magnoliopsida, Cucurbitales, Cucurbitaceae.